Cavia porcellus (domestic guinea pig) is the source of this 6131-nucleotide messenger RNA. It is a transcript of the gene Chrm2, whose product is annotated as cholinergic receptor muscarinic 2. Gene Ontology annotation, biological process: regulation of smooth muscle contraction; G protein-coupled receptor signaling pathway, coupled to cyclic nucleotide second messenger; adenylate cyclase-inhibiting G protein-coupled acetylcholine receptor signaling pathway. NCBI's taxonomy places the organism in Eukaryota, Metazoa, Chordata, Mammalia, Rodentia, Caviidae. The transcript is spliced from 3 exons. Gene Ontology annotation, cellular component: plasma membrane; synapse; dendrite. The record is from RefSeq and is a predicted model, not a curated record. The coding region runs from base 567 to 1967 and encodes 466 amino acids. Gene Ontology annotation, molecular function: G protein-coupled serotonin receptor activity; G protein-coupled acetylcholine receptor activity.
UGUUCUCUCCAGAAAUUGUCCGCCCAUUGCAGCUAAUCAAACACACGCACCAACACAGACCCACUCCCUUGUUAUUACCCCCAGGCACCUGGGCUCACAGCCGGCUCCAGAGAGAGAGAGCGCGCGCGCGCGCGCACACACACACACACACACACACACACACACACACAGCCUGCGGAUUGGCCAGAGCUUGGAAGUCGCAGGUUCCCUAGGAAAUCGCCAGAGGCACUGGGAUAAGCGUUCCUAGUCCUACACUAAUUACAACUUCUCUGCACUUUGGUGAAGCAAUGAAUCCCGCCCAGCUCGGUGCCACCUCCUCCGGGUCUCGGUUCUAUUUCGUUCUCCAGGCUCCUCUGCAUGAAAGCCAGAUCAAGGGAGAAAGCAAGCCAGCGGCUGGCUUCGGACUCUAAGCUGUUCGCAGCUCGCGCGCGGAGUGGGUCGACCCCGAACCCGCUCAGGACUCCUUGCUCCUCCAGCCUCCACCAAACCACAGCCAGGGGUGGAACCAGAGCUAACACGGCGGCAGGUUUAAAUGCUUGUUUGGCUACUUGUCUACUGAAUACAAAAUGAAUAAUUCAACAAACUCCUCCAAUAAUAGCCUGGCUAUUACCAGUCCUUAUAAGACAUUUGAAGUGGUGUUUAUUGUCCUUGUGGCUGGAUCCCUCAGUUUGGUGACUAUUAUUGGGAACAUCCUGGUCAUGGUUUCCAUUAAAGUCAACCGCCACCUGCAGACCGUCAACAAUUACUUUUUGUUCAGCUUGGCCUGUGCUGACCUCAUCAUAGGUGUUUUCUCCAUGAACUUGUACACCCUCUACACUGUGAUUGGCUUCUGGCCUCUGGGACCUGUGGUGUGUGACCUCUGGUUAGCUUUGGACUAUGUGGUCAGCAAUGCCUCAGUCAUGAACCUGCUCAUCAUCAGCUUUGACAGAUACUUUUGUGUCACGAAACCUUUAACCUACCCAGUUAAGCGGACCACAAAAAUGGCAGGAAUGAUGAUUGCAGCUGCCUGGGUCCUCUCUUUCAUCCUCUGGGCUCCAGCCAUCCUCUUCUGGCAGUUCAUUGUAGGGGUGAGAACUGUGGAGGAUGGGGAAUGCUACAUUCAAUUUUUUUCCAAUGCUGCUGUCACCUUUGGCACUGCCAUUGCAGCCUUCUACUUGCCAGUAAUCAUCAUGACUGUGCUGUAUUGGCAUAUAUCUCGAGCCAGCAAGAGCAGGAUAAAGAAGGAGAAAAAAGAGCCCGUGGCCAACCAAGAUCCUGUGUCUCCAAGUCUGGUGCAAGGAAGAAUAGUGAAGCCAAACAACAACAACAUGCCCGGCAGUGACAGUGCCCUAGAGCACAACAAAAUCCAGAAUGGCAAGACCCCCAGAGGUGUUGUGACAGAAAACUGUGUCCAGGGGGAGGAGAAAGAGAGCUCCAAUGACUCCACCUCAGUCAGUGCCGUUGCCUCUAAUAUGAGAGAUGAUGAAAUAACCCAGGAUGAGAACACAAUAUCCACUUCCCUGGGCCAGACUAAAGAUGAGAACUCUAAGCAAACAUGCAUCAAAAUUGUCACCAAGACUCAAAAAGGUGACUCAGGCACCCCGAGUCACACCACUGUGGAGUUAGUUGGGUCUUCGGGUCAGAAUGGAGAUGAAAAACAGAAUAUUGUGGCCCGCAAGAUUGUGAAGAUGACUAAGCAACCUGCAAAAAAGAAGCCUCCUCCUUCCCGAGAAAAGAAAGUGACCAGGACAAUCUUGGCUAUUCUGCUGGCUUUCAUCAUCACCUGGGCCCCAUACAAUGUCAUGGUGCUCAUUAACACCUUCUGUGCAUCCUGCGUUCCUAACACAGUAUGGACCAUUGGUUACUGGCUCUGUUAUAUCAACAGCACUAUCAACCCUGCCUGCUAUGCACUUUGCAAUGCCACCUUCAAGAAGACCUUUAAACACCUCCUUAUGUGUCAUUACAAGAACAUAGGGGCUACAAGAUAAAACAAUCUCCAAAAAACCAAAGGUGGUCAAGGGAGCUUGAGAAGAAUAACAAAGGUGAAAGAGCUCCCAGGUUUAAUAUCUCUGCUGUUGCACUUUAUAGUCUCAUUAUGAAAUGUGCAAUUAAGGAGCUCAACUGUGACACUCCACUCAUGCCCGUGAGUUAGUCUGAAAAAUCUUGUUCCUUACAAACCCAGUCAGCUAGUAGCAAUGGGACAAUGAGACAUGUUGGCAUUGCUGAUUUAAGGAGCAAUCUACACUGUCUCCUACUUUCUUGAGAAGGGCUUCUGAACCUGCACUGUUACCAGUUUCUGCACAAGAAGAUUAAUGUGUAUCCCUUUUUGUUUCUCUUUGUUGUUGUUCUCAUGGGUUCAUAUGAGGAUGAAAUGCCACAGUUGCAGGCUGACCUGGAGACUUGGACAUAAAGAAGUGGACACUACACAGGGAAAUGUGAGGAAAGCAGUCAAAAGGGUAUAGACGUGGUGUCCAGGGUGUCCAGCGUCCUCUGUCCUUGUGUGAUAUGAUUAGCAGGAUUGUAAUGUAAUUGAUGCUUAUAUUUUCACCUUUUUCUUUUCCUCUCAUAUAAAGUAAGCAAACAAAUGCAGGCUUCGAGUACAGCACACUAUUUUUUUCUUGGUACAGCAUUAGCUUUGGUAUCUCCUUGCUCUACGUUGUGUGUCAGUAAAAUCUGCAGAAUUUUCAAUAAAUCCAGCUAGAGCCAGUUACAUGAAUGGUCACUUCAGCCAUUUCCACUGUGUCCUUUGUAUUCAUGGUGGUUAAAAAUGCUUAUGAGUAUUUAGUUCACUUAUGAUCUUUUAUGUAGAAUUUUUUCACCAAUGUGUUCUUUUUCUCAACUAGCCUUUGUUUUAACAGAAUAGUUGACUUAAGACAUAAAUGUUCUUGGGAAACAAAAGCAUUCCAAAAUUAAUUUCAUCACUAAAAAUGUUCAAUCUAGUUGGACAAAGUUCAUUGGGGCCAAAUGGAUUUGGAGAUGAGAAAAUAGGACAAUGGAAAGGGAAUUGGGCUUGACCUGGCACCUCCCUGACCUGUGUAUGAAAUGUCAACUUGUAUAACAUGAACUCCUGACCUCGCCAGCCAAAAGAAGAUGCUGAUUUAUCCACUUUGAAUCCUAAACAAGAUUAGUUGACUGGGGCAGUCUCAAGGGACUAAGACCUUCUAAGCCUACUAAUGGAUGAUAUUUCAAUUAUGAUCAAGGAUGACUACACAUUUUAUAUGUCAUAGCUAAAGGGAAAAAUGUAAGUUACAAGUAUUCAGUGAAAAUGUAUAUUCCAUGUUCCUCAAAUUGUCAGUUCUCUUUAAGAACAUUUACCUUCAAAAUUCUUCAAUCUGUAGAAUUUUAAUAAUCUUUCUGAUAGAAACAUAAUGGCUACGGCAGCCAAACAAGCUCAUAGACUAUGAUAGAAACAUAUAGGUGGCCCUUCACGCAUUCUUUCUCACCAUCUAAUUCUAGGCCAUGAAAAAGUCAUGUCAGAAAUUGUUGUUUAAGUGGAAGUAUUAUAUAAUAUAUUGCCCAUGUUGGGAUUUUUUAUUUGAUACUUGAAAUAAAUACAGGCUUUAAUUGAUUCCCAUUUAUCUGUUUAUUUUAUUGCAUAUUUUUUCACUUCAUACACUUUGGUCUUCCAGUAAUACUACCCAAAGAUGAUCCAACUGGUACAAAUUAAAUUUGUAAAUGCCUUUUUGCAUUUCAUGCUCUGCUUUAUGAUAUCAUGCCCAGUAACACCUAUAUGAGCUACAGGAUGAAUACAUCAGUAUUAAGCCUCAGAACUUCUUAGCACUAUUUUAUAUGCCUUUCUUAAUUACUGGCAUCUCAAUAAUUUGGAGAUCUUUUUUAAAACUAAGCACAAGAGAAAUAAAAACAAAAAGUUGUAACAAAGAAGCCAACUACCAACAAAAAAAUCUUGUUGGAAUAAUUUUAGUCAUCUCUCUCCAAAUUUUCUAUAUAUAUACUUAUAGCAUCAGUUCACUGAAUCCCUUUAACCCACAAUUAUAUCAAUGCAUACUUUGACUUCUUUUGGUUUUCUUGAGACAGGAUCUCAAUCUGUAGUCUAUGCUGGCCCCAGACUUACUAUGUAUCCUAGCCUAGCCUCAAACUCACGGAAUGUUCCUGCCCCAGCCUCCUGAGUGCUAAGAUUAUAAGUGUGUGCCACCAUGCCUGGUUCCUUUUACAUUUUAAAUCCUCCAUGUACAUUUGUUUUUAUUUGUUCAGAUCAAUCAAUGAAUUGAGCAGAAAAAAACAUCAAGCCAAUGAGCUUCUUGAUUUUCAUGAAAUGAACAAAAAAUGGCCUACCUUUCACUUUUUAGACUUGUUACAUUAUUUUAUAUAGCUUUAACUUCAGUUGGGAUCAAUCUUCUGAAGCUCAAGAUUCAGGUUUUGUUUGCUGUGUCAGCCAACUCAUCCUGAGCCCAACUGUCUUACUCUUAAUGCCACUGUAUCUGUCCCUUUCUUCUGUUUGUUUUUGGUACAUGCCCACACUAUAACUUAAUUGAAAGAGAAACUAUUAUGUUAAAGAAAAUAGUUAAAGACAGACGAUACAUGGAAACCUUCCCAAUCAGAACCAGAAAAUGAGAAGGGCGAUUGAAGAUGAUCGGAGCAACACAGGAUCUGGCCAAUGAUAUUCACUAUUGUUGCUUUUGCUUAUUCAGUCACUCUCAGGGCCAAUGUUCCUCCCAGGAGACACCUACCAAUGUAAAUAGACAUUUUUGGUUGGUGUCCAGUGUAUAGGAGCCAGAAUUUCUGCUAUGGCUUCUAAGCAAACUACUGUAUCCUAUAAUGGGAUAGAGUCCACGCCCUUUCCAAGCAGCCUCCAAGUAUCCAUAGUGUCAAGGCUGAGAAACUCUUUUUUUUUUUCAGAAAUUUGUAAUGUUUUACUUCCAUAUGUGGGAAAAUAAUCUGAGUCCAACUUUAAAAGAUUAAUGUAAAUUGCUCACCUGUUGAGAAAAAAAGUAGGACUCACCAAUCAUUUGUCAGAAACUCUACUCCACUGACACUGGUAUAAAUUAUAAUUCAGUGACUGGGAGCACAGCCCUCAUCUGUGUAUUCAGAAUCACCAGGACCUUCACAUUCUUUCCAACCUCUUAGUGUCUGAUCAUAAUCAUCACAGAGUAUAACUGAGAUCUCAGCAGUUCAUUCCAAAUGGUUGCAGUUGAUAUGGUGACUCUCAACUGGAGCUAUCAUUUUUCCUUUCCAGCUUAAUGAAACACCUCUUUUAAAACAAUAUUAUUCAUCUCUUUGUUUUCUCUUGAAACAUCACUAUCUGUCCAUUAUUUAUUUCUUCUCUUCUCACAGCAAUAAUGUAGAUAUACCAGAGUGGACUUAUAAGAAGAGUUUAAGAAUGCAAAGAGAGUCUGUUCAUUUCUUAACAAAAGAAACAAGUGGCCCUUUACCAGUCUACCAUUCGUUUAAGACCAAAUCUCAACUAGUAGGUCAAAGUCACCAACGGAUCACCAGGGAUAUCUCUGGCUUGACUUUUGUGAGCUAGAGGUCUCACAUACUCCUGAUUUUGUCCACUCAUUGCUUUCCAAUUCUGAACUGAUGACACCAGGAGAGAUGGCAGUUCAAAUUGAUGGCAACAGUUACUUAACAAUGGAGUCUACUUUUUAUUUUUCCCUACUUAGUUCAUGGAUAGACCUCCUUGCCACUAGUUUGAUAAUAUUCUUUUUAACAACCAUAGCACUGGUAUUCAAAUAGAUUAGGAAAGCACCCAUGGCUGGAUGGACUUGCACAAAGUAUAUUUUCAGCAUGUAUAUACAGUACUAUGACUCUUCAAUAUGCUUCUGUUAAAGGGGUGCACACUGUAGCAUGAACCGUGUGCAUAUUUAAUGUACCUUCCUGGAAUAUGCUGUAUGCUUAAUAUAUAUAUUCUAUAAAUAUAAUAAUAAAAUGUACAAUAGAAAUACAUAUUUCUGUAUGCAAAUAAAUAUAUUAUACACAAAAUCUUAAAAUGCAAUGUGGUGUAUGUUGCUUCACCAGUAGAAGUAGAUUUCAUGUGCACCAGUUUCCAAGAAAGUAGUAUUUGCAUUUGAAGGAAGAGAUUUCAGAAAAACCAAAAUCCUCUAUUAAGCUCCUUCAUAAUCUUAGAGAGCCUAACAGUGAACUUAAAUAUCUCUUGGAGAAUAAAUGAAUAAAUUGUGCUGGCAUCACCUCCA